AUGGCAGGCCGUGUUGUGAGCUUUUUCUUGCAGAAAUUGGACACCCUACUGACAGAGGAAGUGAGGCUCCUCUCUGGAGUGCAUGAAGACAUUGUUUGGCUUAGGGAUGAGCUUGGAACCAUGCAGGCCUUCUUAGAGGAUGCAGAGAGAAGGAAAAGCAGAGACCUCCUUGUAAGAACAUGGGUGGUACAAGUGAAAGAGGUGGUCUACUUCGCAGAGGAUAUACUCGAUGAAUUCAUGAUUCAGAUGGAGUGUCUGGGCCAAUUCUCUGUUAAGAAGCUCAUAAUUCGCCAUCGAGUCGGAUCAAAGAUUCAAGACAUCAAGGCACGCAUUCGUGCAAUAACUGAUAGGAGAACCACGUAUGAUAUUCAAAGGAGAGAUGAUGAAGCAGCCACACUUUUCAGAGCAAAAGACCCUCUUGUCACCGCUCCUUUCAUCGCAGAAGCAGACAUAGUCGGAUUACAGGAAGAUGUAGAAAUUUUGGUUGGAUGGCUGUUGAAUGGACGUCCAAAACUUGAAAUGAUCUCACUGGUGGGGAUGGGUGGGAUAGGCAAAACCACGCUUGCUAAGAAAGUCUUUCAAAUGGGAAAGACGAAGAGCCACUUUGAUCGUCGUUCCUGGGUGACUCUGUCUCAAUCCUUCACAAUAGCUGGGCUUGUAAAAUCCAUGUUGAAAGGGUUCUACAAAAAUGUCAAUGAGGAAACUGCAACUAUAGAUACAAUGGAUGAGGGACAACUCUACAUGUGCCUCUACUCAUUCUUACAGGAGAAGAGGUUUCUUUUGGUUCUAGAUGAUGUAUGGAGUGAAGAUGUUUGGAAUGGAUUGAGUAUUUUCUUGUUAGAUUGCAAACCUGGAAGUAGGAUUGUGUUGACAACCCGAAAAAGGAAUGUAGCAUCAUCAAUACAAGUUCGGAGCCAUAUCCACCACCUAAGGCCAUUAACAAGGGAAGAGGCAUGGUCCUUGUUUUGUAAGAAGGCAAUUCGAAAAUUUGAUUAUAAGAGAAUCACUCCAGAAAUGGAAAAGGUGUGGAGAAUUAUUGUGAGCAGAUGUCAGGGUGUCCCUCGAGGUAUUGUUUCUAAGAGACAAAUAGAGAUAGCUCAAUGGAUGGAAGUACUACAAACUCUGCAGUGGGAACUGGCAAACAAUCCCUCCUUGAAAAGAGUAAGGGGGAUUUUAUCCAUGAGUUAUAAUGAUUUGCCCACUCAUCUAAUUCAUUGUUUCUUAGAUUGUUGUUUAUUCCCCAAGGACUAUGUGAUCAGGAAAAGCAAGCAGAUUAAGCUAUGGGUGGGAGAAGGAUUUGUUGAACAAUUACCUCGUGAAACAGGAAAAUUGAUUCACUUGAGGUUUUUGGGACUAAGGAAUACAGGAAUUCGUAAACUUCCCAAGUCCUUGCAAAAUCUUCGUAGACUAGAAACUUUGGAUGCCAUUGGAAGUAAUUUGAAGUCAUUGCCCCAUUGGAUAUCACACCUGCAAAACCUGAACCACCUGCUUGUAAGAAAAAUAAUGCCAUUAGAUGUGGAAGGUGUAAUUGAACUGCUCAAAUCUGAUAAAGGCAUCUAUUAUAAGCAGUUUGUGCGAAUUAAUUUUGAUGUUGGCAGCUUAGCACACCUUCGCACAUUGCAAUUUGUAGGAGUUAAGGGGAAGGCUAUUAAACAUUUAGGGGAGUUGUCUCAGCUUGAGAAACUACACUUCCUGAUACAGAACAAGGCAGAUGGGCAAAAAUUAUGGGCUGCCAUCCAAAAUAUGAGGAACCUUCAAAAUCUGGUGAUUCUCACUAAAACAAAGCCCAUCGUCAUAGAAUCGAUGGAUUCUCCUCCACCGCGUCUGAGUAAAUUACAACUGCAUGUGAUAUUGAGAAAGUUACCCAAGUGGUUGUGCUCCCUAGAGAGCCUUACAAGGUUAGUAUUAAGAUCUUCAGCUCUAAGUGAAGACCCACUUGUAGCCUUACAAACACUUCCGAAUUUGACAAAACUCAUGCUAUCAAAGGCAUAUUAUGGUCGUUUUAUGGGAGGUGAUGGUAUUGUAGGCUUUCCAAAACUCGAGCAUCUCGUGCUUCAUAACUUGAAGAACCUUUGCUGGUGGGGGGGGAUGAAGGAGGGAUGCAUGCCAAUGCUAAGAACCCUGACUAUCAUUGGCUGCAAGAAUUUGGUUGAGUUGGAUGAUAGCUUUCAAAACCUCACUUCACUCCAAUGCCUUAUUCUUGGAAAUAUGGCCAAGGAUUUCGUUGAAGCAUUACAGCCUAAAGAGAGAGGCUAUUACAAAGUUAAACACAUCCCUGAAAUCAGAAUACUUACUUUGAUUCGUGGAGCGUUGUUCUACAAGAACUUAAGGGCGUAUUGA
Molecule: messenger RNA, 2340 nt
Organism: Amborella trichopoda
Lineage: Eukaryota; Viridiplantae; Streptophyta; Magnoliopsida; Amborellales; Amborellaceae
Product: disease resistance protein RPM1
Molecular function (GO): ADP binding
Source: RefSeq, a predicted model, not a curated record